Somion occarium is the source of this 457-nucleotide messenger RNA. Lineage: Eukaryota; Fungi; Basidiomycota; Agaricomycetes; Polyporales; Cerrenaceae. The record is from the annotation of a GenBank genome assembly.
GCUUCCACAAACCUUGGUGACCAUCCUCAAGACUCUCGAUACCGGCCGGUUCAACGACAAAAAUGGGCUCAACAAGACUCUACAGCAAGGGACGUGUCCUCGGCCACAAGCGCGCCAAGCGCAACACCCGCCCUAACACUUCGCUCAUCCAAAUCGAGGGUGUAGCUACCAAGGAGGAUGCCCAAUUCUACCUCGGCAAGCGUGUUGCAUACGUUUACCGGGCGAAGAAGGAGAUUCACGGUUCCAAAGUCCGGGUGAUCUGGGGCCGUGUCACCCGCCCUCACGGUGGCUCUGGUGUGGUCAAGUCAAAAUUCACCUCCAACCUGCCACCACACGCAUUUGGUGCCAGCGUUCGUGUGAUGUUGUACCCCUCCAACGUCUAGUCUACUCGCAUGUUUUUGGCAUUUCCUCUUCCUCUACCGUACUUGCAAUAUGACAUGCUUCCAUGACCUGCAUG